AUGAAGACUUUUAAAAAAGCAACUGAUCCAAAUAUCUUGAAGCAUGUUAAUGCGUUAGAUAACGGGGAAAUAACAACUGUCUCUUUGAAACAUAUAUUCCACCAUGGCUCUUCAAAGUAUCCUAAUUUAUUUCGUCGUUUGGACGUAACUGAAGAAAACCUUCGUACUCAGGAACUAGCUUCCGGCACGUCUUUCGCUUAUGAUGUCAUGGGUGUAAAUGGCACCGGUUUUAAAUAUGAGAAAGAUAAUGCCGUAGAAGAGUUUAGAAAUAUAUCAAUGAAUGAACUCAAGUCAUCUAAGCUGGAUUGGAGAGAUAUAGGAAAAUGGUUACCUGCUAUAAAGAAUUGGGGCACUCUCAUCAAUCUAGCUAAGAUGACAUAUAAUGCUUAUAUCGAGAUGGGCCAAGAAGAUUGGUAUGAUCUUGGUGAGGAAUAUAGCACGAAUAAUACGUUUGGAUGGGAAGAGGAUGGUAUCCGAGGUUAUGUUUUUGCCUCAUCAGACAAUAAGACAUUAAUCAUUUCGAUUAAAGGAACCAGCAUGGGAUUUGGUGCUGGCCCAACUGUACCAAGAGACAAAGAAAAUGAUAAUCUUUUGUUUUCUUGUUGUUGUGCUAAAGUAGAUCGUACGUGGACUCCAGUUUGUGAUUGUUAUAAAGGCGGUUACAGCUGUGACAAAACUUGUUUACAAGACAGCGUGGACGGAGAAAGCCUAUAUUAUGGCAUUACCCUGAACCUUGUUAAUAGCAUUUACCAUGAAUAUCCCAAUUCACAUAUAUGGCUAACAGGUCAUUCACUUGGUGGAGCACUUUCUUCUUUAAUGGGACUAACAUAUAAUUUACCUGUGGUAGCAUUUGAAUCACCUGGCGAAAGAAAGGCAGCAAGUUUAUUACAUUUACCUCAUCCACCCGCAAUACCAUGGGAUAAAAUGAAUAUUUACCAUUUUGGCCACACGGCUGAUCCUAUUUAUAUGGGAUCAUGUAAUGGGUUUUCGAGUUCAUGCUAUAUUGGUGGAUAUGCUAUGGAAACAAAGUGUCAUGCUGGAAUUGCAUGUACUUUUGAUACUGUAUCGAAAUUAAAAUGGAGUGUUAAUAUUAAAAGACAUCGUAUUCAGGAAAUUAUUGAUAAUAUCUUGAAAGUUUGGUGGAAUCUCUUCAAAUUAUUUCCUGAUUGUAAAAAUGAUGAUGAAUGCGAAGAUUGUGGUCUUUGGGAAUAUAUUGAAUAA
Messenger RNA from Funneliformis geosporum, 1221 nucleotides. The record is from the annotation of a GenBank genome assembly. Lineage: Eukaryota; Fungi; Glomeromycota; Glomeromycetes; Glomerales; Glomeraceae.